AUGUACGCCGGUCAGAACUUUGGCGCUCCCCCGCAGCCUCCGUACGCCGGGCCGCCGCCCACCUACGCUGGACCGCCCCCGACGCACCCGGCGGCGCACCGACCAACCCCACCUGGCCAGGCCUAUGGCGCGCCCCUUCAGUACGGUGGCCCCCCGCCCCAGGCCUCGUCGAUGGGUCAGGGGCACGUCGGCGGUCACGACCCUCUGCUGAUCGCCACCAACCCGGAUGCCUUUGCUCGCAUGUUCCGGGAGCACCUCGCCGCGCUCACCUGGAACUCGAAGCCGAUCAUCAACAACCUCACCAUCAUCGCCCACGAGCACAUCCACCGGAUGGCCAGCGUCGUGGCCAAGUCGCUCGACGACCACAUCAUGCAGUCGCACCCCUCGAUCCGGCUUCCGAGCCUCUACCUCUUGGACUCGAUCUGCAAGAACAUCGGCCAGCCCUACACCAGCCUCUGGGCAGAACGCAUCGUCACCAUCUUUCUCGAGUCGUACCGCCUGGUCGACCAGCCCACCAAGAUGCGCAUGGAGGAGCUGCUGGCCACGUGGAAGGACGCCGCACCCGGCGGCCGCCCGCUGUUUGGCGAAAACACCCAGUGGAGCAUCGAGCGGCCCCUGUUUGGCAGCGCCGGCAUGCCUCUGCCCGGGCACAGGCCGACGCCUCCGCCGCCUCAGGCGCAGCACCACCCUCACGCGCACCACGCUCCCCCGGAUCACGGCAAGGCACGAGCCAUCGAGAGCAUCGACCGCCUCCUUGCCAUGGGCGCCCAAGAGCUGCGGGUGGACCCGAACAAUAGCGCCAUCCGGGAGCGCCACGAAUCGCUGACGCAGCUGAAGCUCGUGCUCCAGACGGCGGCCCUUUCGCCCGAGGAGAUGGCCCAGGUCCACGCGCAGCUUGACUCGUUGACGGCCAGCGGCAGCAAGCCGCCUCCGGCACCCGUCAACGCGACGCCGCCUCCCGCACCGGCGCCGGCGCCGGCUCCGAUCCCAGCAAACCUCGCCAGUGCGCUCGCUGGCCUCGGGAACCUCGGCGGCUUGUUGGGAGCUCCGUCUGUCGCCACAACACCGCCUCCAGCGCCUGUCGCCGCUCCGAUGCCCCCGCCGCCCGCUCCAGCUGCGCCCGCAGCUUCCGGUCAGCCUGAUGCCGCCAGCGCGCUGAUCGCGAGCCUGAUGCAGGCAGGCCUCCUCCCCGGAUCCGGCGCUGCUGCUGCUGCGGCGGCACCUGCACCUGUAGAACUCGACCAGGACGACGAAUACGUCCGAUCGAUCAUGUCGCUCGACAUCAAGGUGUCGGGCCCCGAGUUUUCGAGGGAGCCGCCGGCCCUCGAGCUGCUCCUUCACAAGCAUCUGCCGCUGCAGUGCAGGCAGUGCGCCAACCGCUACCCUUCCGGCGGCAAGGGUCAGAAGGGCAUGGACGAGCACCUCGACUGGCACUUUACCCAGAACCGCCGGGCCAAGGACUCGCAGGCGCGAGGCCAGAGCCGCUCGUGGUUCGACAAGCUGGACAGCUUUAUCCGCGGCGGCUUUGACGAUGCCGCGCCGUCGUCCAAGGCGGGCGACGAGGCGGGCGCCAAGGACGGCUCUCUGAACGCGGCCCAGGACAAGGCGCUCAAGGAAAAGUUUGCCAAGUCGUUUGUCGCCGCGCCGACCGACGCCGAGCUGAGCGCCAAGCCGUGCCCGAUCUGCAAGGAGAGCUUCAAGAGCCAGUGGAGCGAGGACGAGGAGGAGUGGAUCUGGCUGAACGCCAUCGAGGUCGACGGAGUGUACUACCACGCAUCGUGCCACUACUCGGCCAAGAUGCUGACCGAGAGCGUGGCGCGACGGAUGAGCUCGCCGCCUGGCGGAGGCCGCCAGAGCACGGGCCUGCUGACGGCCAAGCGUGGCACGUCGCGGUCCGCGACGCCGUCGAACGGAGCGCAGCGGUCGGCGUCGGUAGGCAACCCGAUAGCCAGGCUCAAGGGCGAAGAGGGCAUCGCGAGCUCCACCGACGGCGGUCCGAACGGCGCAGACGCCUUUGGCGGAACGAGGAAGCGCAAGGCGUCGGUCGGCGAAGGCGACGGGCAAGCGCAGGGAGCCGCGACGGAGCCUCCGAGCAAGAAGGUGGCGUGA
Pseudozyma flocculosa PF-1 is the source of this 2109-nucleotide messenger RNA. RefSeq lists its product as uncharacterized. Gene Ontology annotation, molecular function: RNA polymerase II complex binding; mRNA binding. Bases 1 to 2109 code for a protein of 702 amino acids. The record is from RefSeq and is a predicted model, not a curated record. Gene Ontology annotation, cellular component: cytoplasm; mRNA cleavage factor complex. The transcript is spliced from 3 exons. Lineage: Eukaryota; Fungi; Basidiomycota; Ustilaginomycetes; Ustilaginales; Ustilaginaceae. Gene Ontology annotation, biological process: termination of RNA polymerase II transcription.